AUGCAGUUAACAAACCUCGUACUCCUUGCCGCCGCGGGCAUCGCGCCCAGCGUUAACGCAGCGACUCUUCGUUUCUCGUGCUCGCAGCUCGUUGUCGAACGUCUAGACCCUCUUGUCAACCCCGGAGAGAACCCGUCGCCUCAUCUUCACCAGGUUGUCGGAGGAAAUGCCUUCAAUGUCAGCAUGGACCCCAAGGUACACGACUUGCCUUCGACGGCAACAUGCACUUCCUGCACACCGACUGAGGACUUCUCCAACUAUUGGACCGCCGUUCUCUUCUUCAAGGCGAGGAACGGAACGCUACACCGCGUCAACACCUUCGGAAACGAGCUCGGUUUCACAGGUGCUAACGGCGGUCAGACCGUCUACUAUCUCUCGUCAGGCAAGGUGACCGCUUUUAAGCCCGGUUUCCGCAUGACAGUCGGAGACCCGUCCAUCCGCACCUCUGAGGAGCUUAACCGGAGAUACAAGUACAUGGACUUCACUUGCCUUGCCUCCUCUAUGACUCGGGGCGGCCGGACCACAUACUUCCCCAAGCAGCCAUGUGCGGCCGGUAUCAUGGUUAGCAUCCGCUUCCCAACCUGCUGGGAUGGCAAGAACCUGGACAGCCCCGACCACCAGAGCCACGUCGCCUACCCUAACGGUAACGCAUGCCCAUCAACUCACCCGGUCACGAUCCCCCAGGUCUUUUACGAAACUUACUGGGAUACCCGACCCUUCAACAACAAGGCGGAAUGGCCCGCCGACGGAUCUCAGCCUUUCGUCUGGUCCUUCGGUGACCAGACCGGUUACGGUAUCCACGGUGACUACGUCUUCGGCUGGAAGGGUGACGCGCUCCAGCGUGCUAUGGAUGCCAACUGCAACAGUGACCUAUUCGCUAACCAGAUUAACUGCCCUACCCUCCAGACCCAAUCCCUCGACCAGGCCAACAAGUGCACGAAGCCGAAGACCGUCACCGAGAACCUCGACGGUUGGCUCCAGGAACUUCCUGGUGGGAUGCCCAUCAGCUAAAGGAAUUUCUCUAAACCGGAGUGUUGUUUAAGGGAUGUGAAAGUGCUUUGAGGGAGCCAGAGCUUUCACCAGCAUUCCCCCUUUGACACAAGAUAAAUUCCUCAAGCCUUAUACUUAAUAGUCGAUUAUUUUAUAUAUCUAGCCGAAUAGAAUAAAUUUCUCGCUGUAAACCCGAGUCGACCGAAGUUUGAUUGAAGCCUUUAGUAACAAUGUAGUCGUAGUCAUAUCAGCUGUCUCUGCCAUAUUAUAAGAUCUCAAGGAUUGUAUCACCAAGAAUUAAGUUGUUAACUCGCCAAAACUUCAGUUAUUGCACUUCGUUCCCAAUUAAGAUCAUAACUGUGCAAUGAUACCCCCAACUUCCGCACAUCGUAUGCCGCCUCUCUUGAAACUCCUGCUCCCACAUGCCAGGGUAGCAAAAAUGUAAUGCUGCAUCAGCCGCGAAUCGAACGCGGGGCCCAUCGAUGGCAACGAUGGAUUUUACCACUAAACC
Daldinia vernicosa is the source of this 1501-nucleotide messenger RNA. RefSeq lists its product as uncharacterized. Bases 1 to 1011 code for a protein of 336 amino acids. Lineage: Eukaryota; Fungi; Ascomycota; Sordariomycetes; Xylariales; Hypoxylaceae. The transcript has 4 exons. The record is from RefSeq and is a predicted model, not a curated record.